Molecule: messenger RNA, 813 nt
Organism: Sclerotinia sclerotiorum 1980 UF-70
Lineage: Eukaryota; Fungi; Ascomycota; Leotiomycetes; Helotiales; Sclerotiniaceae
Exons: 2
Coding region: 1-813 (270 amino acids)
Source: RefSeq, a predicted model, not a curated record
AUGAUUCAACGUGAAAGAGUCAUUGACAUAAACUUUCGAUCCAAAUCAUAUCAUCUGAAUAUCAGAAUCAGAACCUCCAAAGAUAAAAGUCACAACCGCGCCUCCGAAAUCGCAAGGUCCAAACUCCAGACUCCAAAGUCCAAAUUCCCAAUUCCAGACUCCAAAGAACCAACUACCAAUCCACCAAACAUGACGCAACAACCCGAUUUCCGUCUCCCAAUGAUCUACAGCUGGUUCUUCCUAUUAAUCGAACCCAUCUCCGCCCUAACCGGAGCAUACUACGCUCACUUCCGCCCCUUAAGCUAUCUCCAACUAACCGAUCCCAUCUCCUCCCCAUACACACAAAACACCAUCCCCCUCAGCACCACCAUCAUCCUCACCCAACUCGCAAACCUAUAUCUCCUCUUCGCCAUCAACGAAGCCCUCAUCCUACGCUGCACCUCGGAUUUGCACAUCUGGAAAAUCGUCCUCGUCGGAAUGUUAGUUGCGGAUCUCGGGCAUCUCUAUAGUGUGAGGGGAUUGGGAUGGAGCAUUUAUUGGAAUUUGUGGCGCUGGAAUGCUAUGGCGUGGGGUAAUGUGGGGUUUGUUUAUGUUGGGGCCGCUAUGAGGAUGGCGUUUUUGAGGGGUUGGGGUUUGGGUACUGAGAGGGCGCAGCAGAGGGCUGCGUCAAACCUAUCUAACAAGUCCAUCUACGUUAAGUUAAGUGACAACAACGAUGGCACACCAGAAGAACCGAUGAAAACUAGUAUUUUCGCUGUCACCUCUGCUGCCAUUCCUAUAUAUAUACAUUAUCCCCUUCACUCAAACUCGUGA